AUGAAGAUAUUCUAUGCGUUCGCUAACGUAUACACGCUCGCAAUAGCCGCUCUCAAAGCAACAAUUUUGUUCUUCUACCAGAGAGUCUUUGGCGGGUUCAGCUCGCCGUUCACCACCAUACUGUGGUGUACCCAAGCGUUCAACCUGUUAACGUUCAUUGGUUUCACGAUCCCAACAGUAGCACAGUGUCAACCACUCAGUUUCGCAUGGGAGGGAUGGGAUGGCCGCCAUGAAGGAUUCUGCCUCAAUAUCCUCUCCAUGAUCGUGACUCAUGCAGCUGUCAACAUCGGUCUGGACGUAUGGAUGCUGGUGCUGCCGUCAACCCAGGUGCUUCGGCUGAACUUGAGAUGGCGAGAAAAGGCUGAGAUUUUGGCCAUGUUUGGCAUCGGAAUUUUGUGA
Molecule: messenger RNA, 399 nt
Organism: Colletotrichum aenigma
Lineage: Eukaryota; Fungi; Ascomycota; Sordariomycetes; Glomerellales; Glomerellaceae
Exons: 2
Coding region: 1-399 (132 amino acids)
Source: RefSeq, a predicted model, not a curated record